AUGACACGGAAUUCUUUGAGCGAAGAAAGUUUAGUUCGAUUCGAACAGUAUCUCAGUACGAAUCCGUAUCGUGAAUAUUCUAUGAACAAACCGUACUUUCCGCGAACGUCUCAUGUUUUAUUACAUUCAACUCGUCAAAUCCCACAACAGCAAUCUUCGAUGCUCGCUUUUCAUCAAUCAUUGAAUAAUCCGAAAAAUUCGUCGACACUCGACCGCAUCGCCUAUAAACUUCGAAUGAAAUCCGACUUGAAUAUCGAUACACUUCGUGAAACGGAUGCUCGCCGUCGGCGUCAACAACGAAAUCAACAACAUACACCAUCGCAGAACUAUCUAAAUUUAGAAGCAAGCGAUAUUACUAGUUCAAUUUUCCCAUCAACCACGACAACAACAAAAACACUACCCCGACAGCCGCCAUCGACCACUAUGCCAGCAGAAACGAUGAAGACAUUAGCUAAUGAAGAUCUAAACGGUAUCGAAGGUAAUGCCGUUCGUGUCGGAACUGUCGACGAUCUUGUCAAACGAUUCCGUCCGGUAGAUUAUCAACUCGCUCAUCCUCCCAUCGAUUUCCUUGAAAGCCCAUCGACGUACGAUUCCACAAAUCUGUUAAAACACAAUCGAACCGUCGAAGUUAAAUCGCAUUCACAUCACCAACAAGAACGUAUAAUCAAAGAACCACAAGCAUUAACUGAAUAUCGAUUCAAAACUCCAACACUCCCAAGUAUUUCGAGACGAAUGCGUCGAGAGUCGGCCAAUCGUCAAGGAAGAUACUCUCAACCUCGAACACGAGAUCAGUACACAAACACUGACAAUCCAACAGAUGCAUCUUUAUUGAAUCAAUGUCCAUUGAAUUCACCGGACACACAUCGACAAAGAAUGAAUAACUCCACUAAUCAACCACAGCACGCAUCGGAAAUCAAUCUAUAUAAUAAACGAGUUCAAGAAUCACGUGAAAAGAGUCUAAUGCGUACAGAAAAGCAAUUGUGUGUUUGUAAUAAAUUGACUAUCAUUGAUCCAUUUACCUCGAAUAGUGAUCCUAUGGACACAGUCAUUGAUCAAUUUCACCAUCAACAAAUGCCGACAACAACAACAACAACAACAACAAAUUAUAUAUUUCCUCCUGUGCGCCCAUUUGGUUAUUUCACGAAGAAAUCCCUGAGUGAAGAAAUGCAACAAACAGCAAAUAUCGCAUCGCUUUCACCACGUCAUACAAAAAAGCAUGGAAUUACUAAAAAUCUCCAUCAAGUAUCCAAACAUGCAUCCGACACAUUUGAGAAAACUGGUCAUUAUCGAACAUUUACCGGUCGAAUCAAAUCAGUCGAUAGUCUGUCGGACUACGAUGAUGACGAUGAAGAUAAUGCCGAUAACAGUAAUCCACGACAUAACACAACCGUCGCUGGUGGUCCCAGCGUUCCUGUUACUCUUGUGCAAAAUAUUACUGAUGAUGACGAACUAUAA
This is a messenger RNA of Adineta ricciae, 1455 nucleotides long. The record is from the annotation of a GenBank genome assembly. NCBI's taxonomy places the organism in Eukaryota, Metazoa, Rotifera, Eurotatoria, Adinetida, Adinetidae.